Alligator mississippiensis (American alligator) is the source of this 1021-nucleotide messenger RNA. RefSeq names its product signal recognition particle 19 (gene SRP19). NCBI's taxonomy places the organism in Eukaryota, Metazoa, Chordata, Crocodylia, Alligatoridae. The transcript is spliced from 5 exons. Gene Ontology annotation, biological process: SRP-dependent cotranslational protein targeting to membrane; SRP-dependent cotranslational protein targeting to membrane, signal sequence recognition. Gene Ontology annotation, cellular component: signal recognition particle, endoplasmic reticulum targeting. The record is from RefSeq and is a predicted model, not a curated record. Gene Ontology annotation, molecular function: 7S RNA binding. Bases 73 to 504 code for a protein of 143 amino acids.
CUUCCGUCUGAGCGGGGCCGGUCCGGGUUUAGAGCGAGUCAGCAGCGGCGAAGACGCCGCUGCCGACCUGCCAUGGCCUGCGCCGAAGCCUCGGCGGCCGACAAGGAGCGAUUCAUCUGCAUUUACCCAGCGUAUUUAAACAACAAGAAGACAAUAGCUGAAGGAAGAAGGAUACCCAUAGACAAAGCCGUUGAAAAUCCCACACCUACAGAAAUCCAAGAUGUGUGUGCAGCAGUGGGACUCAAUGUACUUGUAGAGAAAAAUAAGAUGUACCCCAGAGAAUGGAACCGUGAUGCCCAGUUUAGAGGCCGAGUAAGAGUUCAGCUCAAACAGGAGGAUGGCAACCCAUGUUUACCUCAGUUUCCAUCACGUAAGUCAGUAAUGCUGUAUGCAGCAGAAACGAUUCCCAAACUGAAAACAAGGACACAAAAAAUGGGAGGGAGUGACCAAAGUCUCCAGCAAGGAGAGGGAGGCAAGAAAGGCAAAGGGAAGAAGAAGAAAUGAGCCUGUGACUGGCUUAUAUGUACUUUGUAUAAACAUAAUUAUGCCUAAUUUGGAUGGACAUGUUAACAGUUGUGACUCUGAAGUCAAUGAUGCAGAGAAGAAAUGAGAAUUGGUGAAGCUGUACAGAGUUGUUUUUUUUUUUUUUUUAUUGAACUGGAAUGCAUGUAACUGUACUUCACGUUGUGUAACAGUAGAUCCAUAUGUAUUCACAGACAACCCCUCAAACUCCAAAGUAAAGUACCUUCAGUCCUAGAAAUUAAAGAGAACCAAGACAAACUGAAGAGGAGGCAGGAGAGGGGUGAAGAAAUAUGAAGCUGUAUGCUGCUUUUAAAAUAUCCAGUUUUUUUUCUUAAAGUCAACUGCCUUAGUACAACAUUUACUCUUCUGAUAAAGAGAACUGUCUCAAUUCUGGAGGUUGUAUGUCACUAUAGUUGGAAAAUUUAUGAUGAAUGGAGUAAUCAUUACGUUGUACAUCUAUCUUUCACAAAUGUUAAAUUUAAUAAAAUGGCAAAAGUAA